This is a messenger RNA of Rhizopus microsporus ATCC 52813, 481 nucleotides long. Its product is annotated as replication factor A protein 3. The transcript has 4 exons. The record is from RefSeq and is a predicted model, not a curated record. Bases 33 to 347 code for a protein of 104 amino acids. Gene Ontology annotation, molecular function: single-stranded DNA binding; damaged DNA binding. Gene Ontology annotation, cellular component: DNA replication factor A complex; site of double-strand break; nucleus. Lineage: Eukaryota; Fungi; Mucoromycota; Mucoromycetes; Mucorales; Rhizopodaceae. Gene Ontology annotation, biological process: nucleotide-excision repair; mismatch repair; DNA replication.
AACAGCAUAUAUAUAUAUAUAUAUAUAUAAAAAUGGAAAAGCCCACACCAAGAGUUAAUUCAGCGUUAAGAGAAAAAUAUGUUGGAAAGACAGUUCGUCUGGUUGGAAAGAUUACAUCGUUUUCUGGAAAUACCGCAGUAUUAGAAGCAUCAGAUCAUGGACAAGUUUUAGUCCAUUUGAAUGGUGAAAGUCAAUGGGGAACACAAUAUGUUGAAGUGAUUGGACAAGUUGAUCAAGAUUUCACUAUAAGAGAGUUCAAGACGACUAAUAUGGGAGACAACUUUGAUCUCGACUUGGCCAAUAAAGUGGUAGAGUUUGGUCAACGAUGUCCAGAAAUGUUUGAAUAAUAUAAUAAAUACAUGGCUUAUGCUUCUUUACCCAAUUGUUCAGCCAAUUCUUUUCCACGAUCACGGGCAGCAAAGACAGCAUCAGAUAUGAUCUUUUUGAAUUGAUUUGAUUCCAAGGAUUGAAUAGCAGCCUC